This is a messenger RNA of Folsomia candida, 1508 nucleotides long. RefSeq lists its product as uncharacterized. The record is from RefSeq and is a predicted model, not a curated record. The transcript is spliced from 2 exons. Bases 761 to 1438 code for a protein of 225 amino acids. Lineage: Eukaryota; Metazoa; Arthropoda; Collembola; Entomobryomorpha; Isotomidae.
GUACGGUCAGGUAAUAACAACAUAUAUAAUUAAAUGUCUAUACGAGACUUUACCGCCAGUAGCCGCGGAAGCUCUGGGGUCAUUGAAAGACAUUAACAUUGCAAGAUAGGAAGGAGUGGGGUUAACAUAACAUGGUAAGAUUAUGGGGACAACGAAAAACUGUGGCGACCUUGUCCCCAGGCUUCCGCGCCCACUGUCUACCGCCAUAAUAUAUUAAAAAUAGUAGUACAUUCAUUAUCACCGUGUUAAAAAUCGUAUAUAACCCAGGAGCACAAAGUAUUAACAGUGCGGUACGGAAUUUUGUAACGCUUGGCACUAAAUUAUUACCAUAGUGGAAAAGUCAUGUACUUUGAUGUUAAUAUUAAUUUACAAUUUCCAGUGUAUAUCUCAAUAAUGGCGCAAAGCACAACUUCUCCGGGAAUUGUUACUUUCAACUUUUUUACUUUUUCUUAUAAUUCAACAAUCACUGGGAUAUCGGCAGCAUGGAGAAGUCUGUAAACCUCCGACCUAUCCCGAGAUCAAGCACCAGGACUGUGACCCGUUCUCCUUUCUAACUUGUCAGAAUGGGUUCUGCGCAUGUCACAAUAAUCGAACAGACGCCAAAUACGAUAAAACCAGUGGGAAAUGUGUAAUUCCCAUAGGGGCAAGAUGCCACCCGCAAUAUUCCCACACGAAAACUAAAGGUUGUGCGGCAGGGAGGUGUGACUGGUUUACGGAAACGUGUACCUGUUCCCGGGGUCAAGUUGGGUCACCCGAUGGGAUGUCCUGUUCCAAGUUAAUUGACGAAAAUUGCGGGACAGAUGCAGAAUGUGGAUUUCCAAAAACGCUGCUGAAAUGUCUAUCUGGAAAAUGCUCGUGUCGCACCAGUUUUGGCCAUUAUUUUGACGAAGAGGCGGCAAUUUGUCGGGUUCAUAUUGGAGUCACGUGUCAUCCCGGAAGUAAACUGACGUGUGAACAAGAAGCGGAAUGUGUCCCGAUACCAAUUCCGAGACUUGGGAAGAAGUCUUGGUGCCAGUGUAAUGCCAAUUAUCCGACGGCAACACAGCUGUCGCAAGAGAUAUUUUUUGAUUCUUUCCAUUAUGGGUUGGCGCCUUGUGUGAGGGUUCUGCAGUUUGGGGAAGAUUGUUCUCGAGUGGAUUAUAAAUCUUUGCCUCCGAUUUCAAAAAUCCGGACGAUUUGUGAUGACGUGGCACAACUUGAGUGUCUCCAAGGGAAAUGUGCGUGUCGAUUAGUGGGACAGAAAUAUGAUGUGGUAAAGAAAUCCUGUGUUUCUGGCCUGGAUGGAGACUGUUUUAUUCCCAAGGCAGCGUACAACGAGUCCGGAAUAACGUCUGGAAGUCAGACGACGUAUCUUGGAAGUCCGUGUGCGACUGGGCUGAAAUGCGUGAUCACAAUGGAAGAUUACUUUGGAUGGAGGGGGAUUUGCGAUUUAAUUUAAAGAGAUUAUAGAGAACUUUAAGUUUCCGGAAAGUGUAUCUUGAUAAAAAAUAAAUAAACCGUAGUAACGU